Messenger RNA from Cuscuta campestris, 3022 nucleotides. Lineage: Eukaryota; Viridiplantae; Streptophyta; Magnoliopsida; Solanales; Convolvulaceae. The record is from the annotation of a GenBank genome assembly.
AGGUGUAAAGAUUGGGUCGGUCUUGAUCACAAUAAAGACCGACUCAAUACUAUGAUUAAGGUCUUCGUUCUUGGUCUUCGUUUAGCUCUUGCUCUUAUCUUCGUUCUUCGCCUUGUAUAUUCAAUGUUCGACUUGAUCACGGCAGUUUGGCAUUAUCAAAACCUGUUACAAAAACGAACACGGCUUUUAGUACGAAAACGUGACAAGCCCGUGUUUCAACAUAUUAACUGUGAAAACUAACCCAUCCAUAUUCAUUACUGCUCAUAAUACCCACCAAAUUUCGUACACUAUCUAAAGUUCCCAACAACUCUAGAUUUACAUUAUUUUCACAUUUUCAAAAGAAACGAUUAAAUUUGUUACAAAGUCUAUUCACCCCCCCCCCCCCUCUAGACUUUGCAUCUCACCACUUUGGGACCACCAAUUGGUAUCGGAGCAGCCUUCUCACUAUAUACAUUUAGAUUAACGAGAAGCGAUCAUAAUGGUGAACAAUAUGGAUCACGGUUUGCCCAAGUUUUCUCUUCUAGGUUAUGAUGAUUGGAAGAUCAUGAUGGAAGCACACCUUUACGCUCUACAUGAUUGCAUGUGGAUGGUGCUUGAAGAUGGACCCUUGAAAAUCCAAAUGGAGAACCCUCAGAGGAAUCCAGCCAAUCCUGAUGUUGUCCAGUACAUUCCAAAGCCCAAGGAGAAAUGGGAUGAUAGAGAUUGCAUGAAGCACAAUCUAGACAACGUCGCCAAAGUAGCCAUCUUCAAGAUACUUGAUCCCAUCACCUUCUCCAAGAUCAAGCAUCUCAAGACUGCCAUGGAGAUUUGGCAAGGUCUUGGGAAGCUGUGUGAGGGAUCGGAGGACCUGAGAAAGCAGAAGACAGAAGUCCUGCUUCAGAAGUUCAAAAGCUUCAAAAUGCUUCCCGGAGAAUCAUUUGAUAAGUUGGAUGAAAGAUUCCACAAAAUCUUAAAUGAUCUUGCAUCACUUAACCACGUUCUUUCUCCCAAAGAAAAGAAAGUAAGGUUACUGAGAUCUCUUCCAACUGAGUGGUACACCAAAGCCACAGCCAUGGAAGAAGGAAGAAACCUAGAGAACUACACUAUCCAAGGUCUCCUUUAUGAACUCAGAACCUAUGAGCAUGAGCUGAUGAAGAAGAAGGAAGAAAAAGUCACUCCCUUCCCCACGGCAUUGAUGACAACUCCCAGAGUCCCACCGAGUGAAGGGACAUGCCCAAGGAGCUGUGACACACCUUUCUCCAGCCAGCCGACAAGCUCAAAAAUAGAGAACUAUGAUAAGGAAUUUGCCAUGAUGGUCAAACAAUUCUCAAAGUUCAAGAAGUUCUUCAAGAAAGCUGACUCAGUCAGAAGGCCAUCCAAGGGAAAGCCACAGGUAAGUGACUCCCCUCCUGUGUCUUAUUUGUGUUAUAACUGCAGGAAACCUGGUCAUUGGAAGUCAGCGUGCCCGUACCCAAAGGUGGAGAAGUACGGAGAAAGAGAAAGGAACGAAAAGAAGAAGAAAGCAAUGGUUGCAGCUGAAAGUGACGAGUCAUCCAGCUCAAGCUCGGAUGAAGAAGCCCUCGCCUGCAUGGAGCGCAGAGCUGAGAAGUCCAACCAUGAGGAUCGGUGGACUAUGUCAGAAGAUGACACCCUCUGCCUAAUGGCCAAAGAUGAUGUUGAUCAAGAGGUAACUUCACAAACCUCCUGUUCAUCUUCUUAUGAAAGCAUACCAACUUCUGAAAGUCUUUUUGACAAGUUCAAAAAGAUGAUGAAAGAUUUUGAGGAAAUAAAUCUCAAACACUCAUCCUUAACAGAGGAGAACAAGCUAUUGAGUGAAGAGAAUCUCAAUUUGACUGAAGGUCGGAAAAGUCAACUAGAUGAGAUCACUCAACUCAAGACUGAAAAUAAAGCUCUCUCUAAAAAGGUGAAAUCCCUCAACAAGGAGCUAGGGAUACUUAAGUCCAAAGAUGCAGUGGAUAAGCUUCUUGAAGCGACCAAACAAAAGGGUCGUGAAGGACUUGGGUUUGACCUUUCCAGUUCCAAAAGGAAAGGGAGAACAACUUUCAUCCCUCCUAAACCUACUGCCAAACACAAUAAGCAGAAAGGGAAAGAGAAGGAGAAAUCCACAGAAGUUCCCAAAAAGGAAGCCGCUAAGUACCCAGGUGUUUGGUACUUAGAUAGUGGCUUUUCAAGACACAUGACGGGUGAUGCGAGCCUCUUGAGCAAUAUAAUUCCCUAUAAUGGUCCAAGAGUUACUUUUGGAGGAAGCAAUGAUUUUGGCCUUACUAAAGGGCUAGGAUAUCUGGUGUACAAAGGACUAAUCAUCCAAGAUGUAUCUUAUGUUGAAGGUCUCAAUUAUAACCUUCUUAGCAUAAGUCAGUUUUGUGAUAAAGGUUACUCCUUGGAAUUCUACAAAGACAUGGCAUCCCUCAAGAACAUCUCCACAAAUGAAGUCAUUCUCAUUGGGAAGAGAAUCCGAAACAUCUAUGAAGUAAUGUGGGAUGAUGUCAAGGAAGCUUGCCUAAUCAGCAAAGGUGACACUAACCUUCUAUGCCUUUGGCAUAAGAGGUUGAGUCAUCUCAACUUCAAAACUCUCAACAAGAUGUCCAAAGAAGGGUUAGUAGAAGACAAGGAUGAAGAAGUCAAUGAAGGAAAUAGGAUGAAACCUACGGAGUUCAUUCCAUUCGAAAGUCUACCACUAAAAACUUCACAAAGAAAUCCAGAUUCAGACGGUGCUGAGCCUACCGGAAAUCUUGGCCAGCCCUCCAAUAUUCCAGAUUACCCACAUGGCGACAAUUCCGGAAAAGGCGACCCAGUGCCAAUCCAUUCGGAAUCACCAACAAACUCUGUUCUUCAACCAGAAGCUGAACUAGAUCAACCAGUGUAACACCCGCCUUCUGUGGACCCAGUUCACCCGCGACCCAACGGACCGGUAGGGUUACAUGGGCGGUCCGAGAACCAUCCGUAAAAAAAAAGGCAUUAAUAACUAUUUAUUAUGAAAACGGUUGUGUUUUAAUUGAUGAAAUAAAUGCUAGGGAAUUAA